AUGAACGUGGAACUGCGCGUCGGCAACCGCUACCGGAUCGGUCAGAAGAUCGGCUCCGGCUCCUUUGGUGAGAUCUUCCGCGGCACGAACAUUCAGACGGGAGACCCAGUUGCCAUCAAGCUCGAGCAGGUGAAGACGCGCCACCCGCAGCUCACGUAUGAGUCGCGCUUCUAUCGCAUCCUCGGCAGCGGCGGCGGCGCCGUCGGCAUCCCCAUGAUGUUCUACCACGGCGUCGAGGGUGAGUUCAACGUGAUGGUGAUUGAACUGCUCGGUCCCUCCCUGGAAGACCUCUUUUCCUUUUGCGGUCGCCGCCUCUCGCUGAAGACGACGCUGAUGCUGGCAGACCAGAUGAUCAGCCGCAUCGAGUUUGUGCAUAGCAAGAGCGUUCUGCACCGCGACAUCAAACCGGACAAUUUUCUCAUGGGCACCGGAAAGAAGGGCCACCACGUGUACAUCAUCGACUUUGGGCUGGCGAAGAAGUAUCGUGACCCCCGCACGCACGCCCACAUCCCGUACAAGGAGGGCAAGAGCCUGACCGGCACGGCCCGCUACUGUAGUAUCAACACGCACAUGGGCGUGGAGCAGGGCCGCCGUGACGACAUGGAGGGCAUCGGCUACAUCCUCAUGUACUUCCUUCGUGGGUCGCUGCCAUGGCAGGGCUUGAAGGCCCACACGAAGCAGGAGAAGUACAACCGCAUUUCCGAGCGAAAGCAGACGACGCCGGUGGAGCUGCUGUGCAAGGGCUUCCCCAGCGAGUUUGCUGCCUACAUGAACUACGUGCGUGCGCUGCGCUUCGAGGACAAGCCCGACUACUCGUACCUGAAGCGCAUGUUCCGCGACCUCUUUGUGCGCGAGGGCUACCAUGUCGACUACGUCUUCGACUGGACGCUGAAGCGCAUUCACGAGAGUCUGCAGGAGCAGCAGUCGUUCCCUGGCGGCAGCAACGGUGGCGGCGCUGCGGGCAAUGGCUCCCCGGUGAACCAAAGCCCGGCACAGGGCGGCAACGUUGGUGCCCCGAACAGCGCUAACAAUAACCAGGAAUCGGGUGUGCCAGAGCAGCAGUAG
Messenger RNA from Leishmania mexicana MHOM/GT/2001/U1103, 1065 nucleotides. RefSeq names its product putative casein kinase. Bases 1 to 1065 code for a protein of 354 amino acids. Gene Ontology annotation, biological process: signal transduction; endocytosis; peptidyl-serine phosphorylation. The transcript has a single exon. The record is from RefSeq and is a predicted model, not a curated record. NCBI's taxonomy places the organism in Eukaryota, Euglenozoa, Kinetoplastea, Trypanosomatida, Trypanosomatidae. Gene Ontology annotation, molecular function: ATP binding; protein serine/threonine kinase activity. Gene Ontology annotation, cellular component: cytoplasm; nucleus.